Messenger RNA from Papaver somniferum (opium poppy), 1144 nucleotides. RefSeq lists its product as uncharacterized. NCBI's taxonomy places the organism in Eukaryota, Viridiplantae, Streptophyta, Magnoliopsida, Ranunculales, Papaveraceae. The coding region runs from base 37 to 987 and encodes 316 amino acids. The transcript has 5 exons. The record is from RefSeq and is a predicted model, not a curated record.
CUUUCUCUGUUCUCUUUACAAAUUUCAGGGGGAUUAAUGGCAGUUCUUUCUUUAGAUACUCCAUCUUUCAGUUCUCAACUUAAUGGUAGUAUCUCAAUGGAAUCUUCUUCACCAUUAUUAUCACCAAGUCCUUCAGUUUUAUCAGAGAAAGAAGAUUAUUGGAGCACACUGAGAAAUCGAGUUGAUACCCUUCUCGAGAAUCGACAAUCAAUUAACCAAAAUUCUGAAUUCCCAGUUUCAUCAUCGAGAAAAGAAGAAGAUGAUUGUUUGCUUCUACUGCGAGGAUUUGAUUCAAUUUCUUCUUCUUUGAUUCAACUUAAAGGCAAUUUACAUAAGGCCCUGGAGGGAGCAAGAGAUCUGUCAAAACCUUCAUUAACUGAAAUAUUGCAAAAUGAUGCUGAAAAGUCAGAAGAGGGCAGCAAAAAUUUGAAGAAGAGAAGGCAUGAUGACGAGUCUGAAGAACAAUCAAUUGAGAAUCAGAAAGGAGGUGACGAAUUGAAGAAUGGGAAGCUCAAGAAAGCUAAAAAUCUUGCAAUUUCGAUGGCAGCAAAUGCAGCUUCACUUGCUAGACAAGUGAAAUUGAUUAGAUCGGAUUUGUCAUUUAUGCAAGAGAGAUGCGAUAUGCUUGAGGAAGAGAACAUGAGACUUCGCAAUGGAUCUGACAAGCCUGAAGAAGAUGAUCUGGUGAGACUUCAAUUGGAAGCUUUGCUUGCAGAGAAGUCUCGAUUAGCUACUGAGAAUGCCAACCUAAUACGAGAGAACCAGUGUCUUCACCAGCUCGUUGAAUACCAUCAACUCACCUGCUCCUCGGAAGAUAUCGAUCAAACGUACGAACAAGUUGUGGGAGGAAUGUGCUUGGAUUUUUCUUCUCCUUCUUCAGAUAGUGAUGACUCAAACAGUAGUGAAAUUGAUGCUCCAAGCACACCGAGAAGUGAUAUUGUUGGGUUCUCCGCUUGCCUUGAUCAGUGCUAUGAAGAGCACAAGUAGUAGUAGUGGUAGUGCUGGAUGGAGCUUGCAAUUCAGCCUGUGUUUGCAGUUUACAGUUCUGAUUAUUAUAGUGUUCAAUUCUGAGCUGGUGUGUUGCAUUAUUUUUGGCCGGCCCGACAUGUCAUCAGAUUGGCACGUACCUGCUAGAUCAAAUUGA